CAUGAAUUAUUAUAACCAACUAAUAUGGUAUACACCAAAUUAAGGACAACAUCUCCAACUUAAUUUAUAACUGACAGCUGUCAAAAUUUUGACACAAUUUGUGCAUCUCUUGUAACAACAUCAACAUGUCCCCGAACUUUUUGGAAACAUGAGAAAACAAAACAAGAAUCACCACAACAUGAAAUCUGGUUUUGAUACUUUUGGCAUAUUCCCUCUGCAUGCAUGUUAGUUGCAUAACAUUGUUCGUUUCUUGAGAUUCAAGUUUAUCAUUUUUUUUUUUUGUUUGUUAACAAUAUAUGCAUGAAAUUAUUUGAAUUAAUAUCUUCAUUUGGGGUAUCCAUGUUAAUGGAGAAGGGUAUCCAAAAUAACUGAAAAGCAUUGGAAGAAAAACACACACAAUGAUUGGUAAAGAUGGAGGUGUUUUUAAGGCAUGGGAAGCCACGGUGAGAAGAACAAGUGCAGUAGCUAAAAAACGUGCCAAUAGUAUAUUUGGUCUUGGAGCAUUAGCAAUUACAAAUGCAGACGAUGAAGAAGGCAGCCACCACCAUGAUGAUAACGAUGAAAAUGGAAACCAGGUAUUUGAACUAUACACCGAAGAGAAGGUUCUUUCCAAUGGUGAUUACUAUACAGGACAAUGGGCAGAAAAUUUUCCACAUGGAGAAGGAAAAUAUCUAUGGACGGAUGGGUGCAUGUACGUUGGACAAUGGUUCAAAGGAAAAACAAAGGGAAAAGGUAGAUUCAGUUGGCCUUCAGGCGCUACAUAUGAAGGCGAAUUCAAGACUGGUUUCAUGGAUGGUGUAGGAACAUACACGGGUAUUAAUGGUGAGACAUAUAAAGGACAAUGGGUGAUGAAUUUAAAACAUGGUCAUGGGUAUAAGAGUUAUGUGAAUGGUGAUUGGUAUGAAGGUGAUUGGAGGAGAGGGGUGCAAGAUGGAAAAGGGAGGUAUGAAUGGAGAGAUAUGAGUCAUUAUAUUGGUGAAUGGAAGAAUGGGAUAAUUUGGGGUAAAGGAUCAUUUUUUUGGCCUAAUGGUAAUAGCUUUGAAGGGAUUUGGGAAGAUGGUUUGCCAAAAGGAAAUGGAACUUUUAGAUGGCAAGAUGGAAGUUAUUAUGUUGGGAACUUUAGUAAGGAUGAUGAUGAUAAUAAUAAAGAUGAAAAUGGGAAAUUUUAUCCAUUUGAUGAAUCAUCUAAUGAAAGUUAUAUGAAUUGGGAUCCUCAAGAUUUGUAUAGUGAAUUGAGUGGCUAUUCAGUUUGUCCUAGUGAGAAGGUUUCGGUGUUGCCAUCACAAAAGAGACUUGCUGUUUGGAGGUCUACUAGAGGAGGGGAAAGUGGUAAACCUCGGAGAAUGUCGGUCGACGGAAGGGCAAGUGUUGGAGGGGAGAAACCAAGUGAUAGAAUGAAUUUGUGGGAUGGUGGUGGGAGUAGCCAUGGAGGACGAGGAGAGGGUGAUGCUAGUAGUGGUGGUAAUAGAACUCCUCCUACUUUAGGGAGUGAUUAUGAUGAUGAUUCAAUUAGUUCACGUAUCGAUGAUGCUGAUGAUGAUGCUUUGAAUCAACUGCAGCCUUUGAAAGCACCAAAGAAAUCAAAGAGGCAGGGUGAGACUAUAUGCAAAGGGCACAAAAAUUUUGAGCUCAUGCUUAAUUUGCAGCUGGGAAUUAGGCACUCAGUUGCAAGACCUGCUCCUACAGCAUCACUUGAUCUUAAGCCAUCAGCUUUCGACCCAAAGGAGAAAGUGUGGACAAGAUUUCCACCUGAAGGAUCAAAAUAUACUCCACCACAUCCAUCAUGUGACUUUAAGUGGAAAGACUAUUGCCCUGUAGUUUUUAGGACUCUCAGGAAGCUAUUCAAGGUGGAUCCAGCUGAUUACAUGCUUUCCAUAUGUGGAAAUGAUGCUCUUCGCGAACUUUCCUCACCUGGAAAAAGUGGAAGCUUCUUUUACUUAACCAACGAUGACCGAUACAUGAUAAAGACAAUGAGAAAAGCUGAAGUGAAAGUCCUGAUAAAAAUGCUUCCAGCCUAUUACAACCAUUUUAGAGAGCAUCAAAAUACUCUAUUAACAAAAUAUUAUGGCCUGCAUUGUGUAAAGUUAAAUGGACCUAUCCAAAAGAAGGUUAGAUUUAUCAUAAUGGGAAACCUCUUUUGUUCUGAGUAUAUCACGCAUAGACGCUAUGAUUUGAAGGGUUCUUCACUUGGUCGCACAUCUGAUAAGCUUGAGAUAGAGAUUAGUGAAACCACUAUUCUUAAAGAUCUUGACCUUAAUUUUAUAUUUCUACUUCAGAAAUCUUGGUUUGAAGAGUUUUGCAGACAAGUUGAUAAGGAUUGUGAGCUUCUAGAACAAGAGGGAAUUAUGGACUAUAGUCUGCUACUUGGCAUUCAUUUCAAAAGUAUAUCACAAGAUGGGGAUGUUCUUCCGAUAGCACCUCAAUCUCCUACCGGUGAUUCAGAGAAUGAAGAAACGUCAAUAGAAGACACAGAACAUGUUCCUUCUGAUCCUUCUAGCACAAUCUUGGGUGUGAAUAUUCCAGCAAAAGCUGAAAGGACAGUCAGAAGAGGCGAUAUCGAAACACAACUAGUCGGAGAACCAAUUGAAGAGUUCUAUGAUGUUCAACUUACUUUUGGUAUCAUAGACAUACUUCAAGACUAUGAUAUCAGCAAGAAGCUUGAGCAUGCCUACAAAUCCAUUCAAUAUGACCCUACCUCAAUAUCAGCAGUUGAUCCUAGACAAUACUCGAGGCGCUUUCGCGAUUUUAUAUUUAGAAUUUUCACUGAAGAGACUUUUGAAACCUAGAACAUGAUUUUGCUAUUCCUCAAGUUUAUGUUAUCAUACUUCAUACUUUCAUUUUUUUUUUUUGUAUAGUACAUUAUAUAUAUGAACACAUUGUGAGGAAACUCUGAAA
Medicago truncatula (barrel medic) is the source of this 2895-nucleotide messenger RNA. Its product is annotated as phosphatidylinositol 4-phosphate 5-kinase 5. Gene Ontology annotation, biological process: phosphatidylinositol phosphate biosynthetic process. Gene Ontology annotation, molecular function: 1-phosphatidylinositol-4-phosphate 5-kinase activity; ATP binding. The transcript is spliced from 8 exons. NCBI's taxonomy places the organism in Eukaryota, Viridiplantae, Streptophyta, Magnoliopsida, Fabales, Fabaceae. The record is from RefSeq and is a predicted model, not a curated record. The coding region runs from base 399 to 2786 and encodes 795 amino acids. Gene Ontology annotation, cellular component: plasma membrane.